AUGCAUUCUUAUUACAAUUUCAAUAUUUGCAGCCGUAAACAGCAGAGCGUUCAAACUGAUGACCUACCCCAGGAAAAGGACAGCUUCCAACCCCUACCGCGCCGAAACCUUCCGACAAACUUCUCUCAAACCAUUCUCCUCUCUCCACCAAUCCCUCUACCGCAGACAAACCGAAAAUCACCCCAGUCUUCCCAUCACUCCAAGGCUAAAUUGGUGCUUGUAUAUGAGACGAGAGAUUCCUGCGGGAAGCCGAUUGACCAACCAUCCCUGACCACCGAUGAAGCGGAAAAACAAGUUCGACUCAUCCGUCCCGCCGCAGAUGCAUCACCUGCAGUUGGGGGCAUUUCCAACGCACCGAAAAACUUCCCAUCGGAUGGAGCAUUUUCUGACCAGGACUCCAUGAAGGAUUUUUGCACCGCGGUCUUGAGCGAUCAAAUUUCUGUCGUUGUAAAUGGCAGUGAUGGAUGCGUGAUCUAUUUGAACCCCGUCGGUAAAAGGGAUGUCUCACGAUUCGUUGGGAAUGAUGCUACCACAGCCCAUUUUGGUCUCAUCCCCACAGCCAUUCAGUGGUUGUUUAAUGCUCUCAAAGAUCAGUGCCCAACACCUUUCUACCUCACGGUAUCCGCUGCAGAGGUCUGCAUUGGAGGUAGCAAGAGUAGCGAUCUACUUUCUGAAUCGAAAAAUUUGGUUGACCGUAGGGAUGCCGCUGGUGUGGACACACGAGUGCACGAUGGAAAUUGCACGCAUUUACGACUGUUCCAGCUCGAUGCUCAUGCGGGUUUGGGUAGCCACAACGCAUUCACCGCACUUUGCGAUGCAUUUGAGUAA
Echinococcus granulosus is the source of this 828-nucleotide messenger RNA. RefSeq names its product Kinesin-like protein KIF26A. The record is from RefSeq and is a predicted model, not a curated record. Gene Ontology annotation, molecular function: microtubule motor activity. NCBI's taxonomy places the organism in Eukaryota, Metazoa, Platyhelminthes, Cestoda, Cyclophyllidea, Taeniidae. The transcript is spliced from 5 exons. Gene Ontology annotation, biological process: microtubule-based movement. Bases 1 to 828 code for a protein of 275 amino acids.